AUGCCCCCCAGACAGGUCAAGCCUGACCCUGAAGUCGAGGGCCAGGGCUCCCCUGACUUGUCGGCAAUCCAGCCAGUGUCUGGCAAUACUGCUUCCCCGGGCAACGACACUGCUUCAGGUCUUCGACUCCCGAAUCUCUCCCCAACUCACCCUCUCCCAGUGAUUCACGAGGCCGGCGAGUCCUACUUCAGUUCCCAGUUUCCCAGUCUUCAGGGAACUUCUCCGGGAUUCAGCCACGGCGACUUUCUCUACCCUGACAUGAGCGGUAUCGGAAAUAUUCCGAGUGAUCCUCAGGAUCCAUUUGCCUUCGAACAGUUGUACUCGCCCGGAGAAAACUCCAUGAACAACAUGCCUCGCAACAACCUGCCCUCUUCCGGAAACGCACGCAGCCAAGUCGGUACUGGAACCGGCGCUGGCAUAAUCAAGCGCCAAUCUCGCCCGACUCGUCAGGGAGCCAGUGCGAUGAACCAGGCUGGAUCUCGUGCAGCUCUUGGCGCGGCACCGAACCCAGGCCAAGCCUCCAACCAGCUUCAACAUAUCGACGUUGAUCUGACAGGCAUGGACUACCCCACGGGCAGUCCCAGCGCAAUGGGCCUCUACGGUAGUACUCUAGACUCCGGCAUGGGCCCCAGCUCCUUCGCGUCGGGUAUCUACAACCCUCGUUCUGGCAUUGGUGGAGGCAUCCAGCAGAACCCACAGCCCCAGGGCUACAGAAACAUGAGCCCGGUCCCGAAGUUCGAGAACCCCGAACUCCCCCACACCCCAGAAUUCAUCUCUCCGAGCCAGUACGAGAGCUUCGCGGAGGAGGAGCAAGAGACCAAGCCCGAUCCCCGCCGUCUGCUCAACGAGGGCACCCCCACCCCUGCUCACAGGAGACGAUCAUCCCUGGCCCAGACCGACACCUCGCCCGCCACCGCGAACACCACCAGCAGCCCGGCCAACAACUCCUUCGAGAGCCCGGGCCAGGGCGGCGGCGGCAGCAGCAGCGGCAGGCAGACGGCCCAGAACACCCCGAGCCACCCAGCGCACGUGCCGCCGAACCGGAUCCAGGAGGCAGGCCCCGUGACGCACCCGGACCCGGAGUGGCGCCCCUACGGCGUCAACCACUGGCACGUCUUCCUGACGGAGCCGACGACCCUCAAGUACCUGUCGAGCACCGAGAUCAAGGACAUCCGCGACCACUGCUACGGGCUCGCGCAGGCCGCCGCCGUGGGCGCCGCCGUGGACGAGGAAGACGACGGCCAGCCCGUGCCCAUCGCCGCGGGGUCCCGGUACACCACGGCCGACGCGCAGGCCGUCUGGCGGCACUGCGACGCCUACGUCCGCCGCCGCAGCCAGGUGCGCAACAACCAGGCCGCGCGCCGCUCGCGCCAGCGCAAGGACGCCGAGACGAGGUACUGGAAGGCGAAAGCGCUCGAGUACGGCGCGCCGGACCACGAGUUCAACUGGGACCUUGUUGAGGAGGAGCCGGCUGGUGGCCAGGGCGGCAGCUCCUCCGCCGCCGCCGAGGGCGCGGGCCAGGCUGCUCGGGCGCGGACUCGGGCUCAGCAGGGACAGGCACAGGCACAGGCACAGCAGCAGCAGGGUCAGGGUCAGGCCGGCCGGAGCAGUGGCCGCCAGGGACAGGCGGCGGCUCGGCGUGCGUCUGCUCCUUCUGCACCUAAGCCCGAGUUCGAUUUCAACCAGCCGUUCGACUACGAUGAAGACGACAAGUCCCACGGCGGCGGCUUCGAUGCUUUCACUGGUGGAUUCUAA
Molecule: messenger RNA, 1755 nt
Organism: Diaporthe citri
Lineage: Eukaryota; Fungi; Ascomycota; Sordariomycetes; Diaporthales; Diaporthaceae
Exons: 2
Coding region: 1-1755 (584 amino acids)
Biological process (GO): regulation of DNA-templated transcription
Molecular function (GO): DNA-binding transcription factor activity
Source: RefSeq, a predicted model, not a curated record